Molecule: messenger RNA, 2201 nt
Organism: Morone saxatilis (striped sea-bass)
Lineage: Eukaryota; Metazoa; Chordata; Actinopteri; Moronidae
Gene: mapre3a
Product: microtubule-associated protein, RP/EB family, member 3a
Exons: 6
Coding region: 30-854 (274 amino acids)
Biological process (GO): spindle assembly; protein localization to microtubule plus-end; regulation of microtubule polymerization or depolymerization
Cellular component (GO): cytoplasmic microtubule; spindle midzone; microtubule plus-end
Molecular function (GO): microtubule plus-end binding
Source: RefSeq, a predicted model, not a curated record
CUUCUCAUGUCGUUUCUUCCAGGUAGGGGAUGGCAGUGAAUGUGUACGCCACAUCUGUGUCCAUUGACAACCUCAGCCGACAUGACAUGCUGGCAUGGGUCAAUGAUUCUUUGCAUCUCACCUACACUAAGAUUGAACAGCUCUGUUCAGGAGCGGCAUAUUGCCAGUUCAUGGACAUGUUGUUUCCGGGUUGUAUCCUUCUGAAGAAGGUCAAAUUUCAAGCCAAGCUGGAGCAUGAAUUUAUACACAACUUCAAAGUUCUUCAGGCAGCUUUCAAAAGGAUGAGCGUUGACAAAAUUAUUCCUGUAGAGAAGCUCGUAAAAGGGAAGUUCCAGGACAACUUUGAAUUCGUGCAGUGGUUCAAGAAGUUCUUCGAUGCCAACUACGACGGGAAGGAGUAUGACCCUUUAGUAGCCAGACAGGGGCAAGACGUGGCCCCUUCCCCCAACCCAGGUGAUCACUUUAUCCACAAACCAAAGAGAAACCCAGGACCACAGAGGACAUCUCCAACAGUUCCCAAAAACAUGCCAACACCACAGCGGGUCCAACACAACACUCCAGCUUUGAGGAAGAAUCCAGCUUUGUCUAGAAAUGGGGGCAGUGAUGCUGAGAUCAUGGAGCUAAAUCAACAGUUGAUGGAGUUGAAGUUGACCGUAGACGGACUAGAGAAGGAGAGAGACUUCUACUUCAGCAAACUACGGGACAUUGAGCUGAUCUGCCAGGAACACGAGAGCGAAAACAACCCGGUCCUCAGCAAGAUAAUCGACAUUCUCUACGCAACAGAGGAAGGUUUUGCGCCUCCGGAGGAUGAUGAACUCGAUGAACAAGCUCACCUGGACCAGGAUGAAUACUGAACCCUUCAUUUCCCCUUCCCCCUCUCUAACAUCUCCAUCUUCCCUUUCUUUUUCUUUUUGCCCUCGUUUGUUUUCUGCUCUUUCUCUCUGCACGCUCUAUAAAUACUCACCAUUAUUCCUGCUCUCUCUGUCCGUCUUUUCCUUUUCUUUUCUCAUAUGUAUAUCUGUUUAUAACCUCCCCCCCUCACCCUCCGUUCACCCUCUGGCCGUCUACAUACUACACAACCACUCUGCAUCAUCAUUUGCCGCUCCUCCCUGCCUCCACUCACACAGUACCAAUAACAGUAAUAAUCAACAUAUCCCAGUUAUUUCAGCAUGAGUAACGCAGAACCGAGCCUGGCAUGGAGGUUGUUAUGGAAAAACAGUGAAUUUUAAGUCUGUAAAUAUUGCCGAGAGAACAAUGUCUUAGCUCGUAAUGGAGUUAUUUAUUUGCCUUUGGUGCGCUGUGAUACUUCUAUUAGAGCACAGAACAACGCUGCUCCGAUGUGCCAUCAGGACACUCCCAGAGCUACUAAAACUGUAACAAAAGUGACUUUUUAAUAACAAUUUCUUAUUUAUUUAACUUAUAUUUCAUUUCGAUUAACUUUCUGUAGCAAAAUUGGUGCAAAAAACCUACUGUAAAUGAACUGAAAGCUGAGGCCAUGUGUUAUGUCAGUUUUGUUUUGUGCUUGAGUCAGCAUCAAGCUUUUAGUUUCUGUUAUGGUGGGUUCAUGGCAUGUAGAAACGCUGAAGGAAAUUCUUUGGUGUAAUGACUCAAGGCAUAUGAUCAGUGCUCUGCGAUUAUUCGUUAUUGAUCAGCAACAUAUCUGAGCAUGAGAAUGUUACACAUUGACUGUGAAUGAGUGAUAUUUUGUAUAUGUAUGUAUUUUGUGUGGAGAUUUUGUCCCAUGUCGCACGAUCCUGGUAAAUUGCAGUCGUAUCUUUUAGGUCGACGGGGUGGAAAAGCCACCUACAGACUGACAAUAUGGUUAUAGAUUGUAGCAGUUCUAAUGUUUUAUUCUAAAAUAUAAAGGGAGCCUGACACUGAAUUAAUACAAACACAUUUUUCACAUGACAGCUUUCAUCAUGACUUUCCUGCUAAUCUUGUGUUUACACUUCUAAUUUGCUGUUAUGGGUUGCCCAAGUUGUAGUUUUGGAAGAAAGUCAGUAAUAAAGAGAUCUGUGAUCGGUUAACUGGUCAUCAUAAGAAUCCAGUUAAACCAAGGAAGUCUCCUUGUCCUAACCUAGCUAUUUUGAUUUUGCAAACUGGCUGUCGUCUGCUCUGGAACUUGCAUUCAUUGACCAUGUAAACAUCUACAGAACACUCAUCUUUUGAGUUUUGAAUAAAUAAAACAGUUGUGAAAGAAA